Messenger RNA from Manis javanica (Malayan pangolin), 1432 nucleotides. RefSeq names its product prostaglandin E synthase (gene PTGES). Gene Ontology annotation, molecular function: prostaglandin-E synthase activity. NCBI's taxonomy places the organism in Eukaryota, Metazoa, Chordata, Mammalia, Pholidota, Manidae. The record is from RefSeq and is a predicted model, not a curated record. Gene Ontology annotation, cellular component: membrane. Gene Ontology annotation, biological process: prostaglandin biosynthetic process.
AGGCCGCCUCUGGCUCUCCCCGCCUCCUCCCUGCUCUCCGAGGCUCGGCAAGCCCUCUCGUCCCCCAGAGCUCCCGCCGAGAUGCCUGCCGCCGGCCUGGCGCUGGUGAGUGGCCAGGCGCUCCCCGCCUUCCUGCUCUGCAGCACGCUCCUGGUGCUCAAGAUGUACGUGGUGGCUGUCAUUACGGGCCAAGUGAGGCUCCGGAAGAAGGCUUUUGCCAACCCCGAGGAUGCCAUGAGACACGGAGGCCUCCAGUACUGCCGGAGUGACCAGGAUGUGGAUCGCUGCCUCAGGGCUCACCGGAACGACAUGGAGACCAUCUACCCCUUCCUGUUCCUGGGCCUCGUCUACUCCUUCCUGGGACCUAACCCUUUUGUUGCCCAGAUGCACUUCCUUGUUUUCUUCCUGGGCCGCGUGGUCCACACGGUGGCCUACCUGGGGAAGCUGCGGGCGCCUACCCGCUCGCUGGCCUACACCGUGGCCCAGCUCCCCUGUGCCUCCAUGGCCCUACAGAUCAUCUGGGAGGCAGCCCACCACCUGUGACCAGCAGCUGACACCUCCUGGGAUGCUAGACCACUGCCCACGAGCCACCAGGGCUGUGCCUGGAGGACCAGACAGUCCUUUCCAGAUUGUGAUAGUCCCUGGGGACUGGUUUCCUGGCCUCCUGCUGUGUGUGAGAUCCUGGGCCCAGUAGGACCCUUGAGUGUUUGCUUGUGUGUGUGUGUGCCCCUUGGAUUCCUGGGUAAAGUGGCCAAUUGGAGUUAUUUAGAAUCAAAUUGUCAAGAUCGGUAGAAAAUCUUCCCAAAACGAGCAUAAAAAGCAUUACUUUUUUAUACCCAAGUACAGGAAGAGCACGGGAGACUCCGUCCUGACCUGGCUGGCCAUCCGGGUGCAGGGCCUUUCAGACGCUCCCAGAGAUUCUGCUUCGGGGGAGCUGGGAAUCUACAUUUUUAGAAGUUGCCCUCAGCGUCCCAGGGGUGGCCAGGCCUCGGAGCCAGGGCAGCUCCCUCUAGAGGCAGGGCCCAGGACAGGUCGGGUGUGAGGAUGUGAUUUUGCAGUUUCUUUUAUGCAGGGAGUUUCUCGAGGUAGGAGGCUGGGGUCACGGUCACGCUCCUUUGUGCCCUGUUGACACUGCCUGUGCUGGGUCCUCACUCCCUGGCAGGAUCCUUCCUCCUCGGCACAGGUGCAGGUGGAGGGGCCCACGGGAAGGAUGGCCUUCUCUUCCCAAGGUUUAGUCACUCUGAAGGGCAGUAAAUCAAGGACCUGUGGGCUUCGAAGGAACAACCUCUAAAAGGAACAUUCUAGACCUCAGAUGUGCACCCUUGUGGGGAAUCCAUGUGUAUGUAUGUAUGUGAGUGAGUGAGUGUGUCUCCUGGACUUGAUAUAAGGCAUGUAUGGCUUUAAUCAUUAAAUGGAGUGUGUGACCAGCUUC